AAUCUAUAUAUUUUAAUGAGGAUUAUUGAUCAAGUUCUAGCCUCUCUCAAAUACCCCGCGUCGUUUUCCGGCGAAGUAGCGAACUCUCUUCCCCUGCCUUUGAACUCCCACGUCAUAGUAUUCGAUCCUGCUCCUGCUUUGUUCCCAAAUAUGUCAAACCCAUUACAGAGGUACCAAAAACUGCGCUUGAAGGAGUCUCUGUCAAGAAUCUACCGAUACCCAAUAGCCUGCAAGGAGCUCUGCUUCAUUCUUAGAAGCGCUUACAACAAACUACCCAAAAAUUUGCAAUCCCUUAUUUUCCAGGAUACCCUCACCGCCUUUCAUCUCCUUCCUCAAAUGCAGACAAGUAAGGCUGUAUCAGCAGCCCAUCUUCUCCAUCAGAGUGCAGAGGCUGCAUUGCCAAAGCAAAAGAGGAAUCUAGCCAUCACAGAAUUUAAGCAAGCGAUGGUUGCUCAUAAGAGACGUUAUAAAGCCCGCCAAGAAGAAAAAGGUUCUGCACAACUUCCACAAGAUGUUCUAGUGCACAUUUUCAGUUUUCUAGAUAUUCAGUCUUUGGUGUCGGUUGGACUAGUCUGCUGGUCAUGGAAUUUGGCAGCAAAUGAGGACUAUUUGUGGCAGUCGCAAUAUGCUUCAGUUUUUUGUAAUUCUGAUAAAUGCUUGAAGUGGAAGGGGCAUCAGAGUGAAAGACCAGAUGAAGAUCAAGAAUAUGUACUUUUACAGGACAUGGCUACAAGAAGUGUUAUUGACUGGAGAGAGGCCUUCAAAAGAGCCUAUUUAGGAAAUGCAUCGAAGAAGCUAACAUCUAAUCGGGGAUACUGUGGACAUUGUGACACUAUAGUUUGGAUCAAUAACAUGAAAUGCUCUGAUGGAAAUCACGGACUAAAUUCCAAAAGUCAGCAAGUAAAACCUAUUUCACCUCGCCAGGUUGCAGAGUAUAUUUUGGAUGAUUCUUUAAAAUUCAUAUCUUCUUCAGAUAGUGAUAGUGAUUCAGAUGAAGGGCCAAUUUCCAGGUUAUGGGCCUAUCCCAGACACAUGAGCAGACUCCAACGGAAGCCUUCUCAGUGAAAUGGCAAUCCUUUCAUUUUGUAUUUUUUGACAUGAUGAAUGUCUUAAUGAAGAUACUGUACAGAACUGAUCACAGGUUUCUAAAUCUUCAGUAUAGAAUUAGCAUGAGGAAGGGAACUCUUUGUUGGUGAUUUCUCUUGUCAGAAAUUGUUCAGAUUAUGAUGAGCUACUUACUAUAUUUGUACCGACUUAUUUUAUUUCA
Molecule: messenger RNA, 1267 nt
Organism: Carya illinoinensis
Lineage: Eukaryota; Viridiplantae; Streptophyta; Magnoliopsida; Fagales; Juglandaceae
Product: F-box protein At5g52880
Exons: 6
Coding region: 16-1065 (349 amino acids)
Molecular function (GO): protein binding
Source: RefSeq, a predicted model, not a curated record